Molecule: messenger RNA, 2026 nt
Organism: Ostrinia nubilalis (European corn borer)
Lineage: Eukaryota; Metazoa; Arthropoda; Insecta; Lepidoptera; Crambidae
Product: ELAV-like protein 4
Exons: 1
Coding region: 81-1142 (353 amino acids)
Cellular component (GO): ribonucleoprotein complex
Molecular function (GO): RNA binding
Source: RefSeq, a predicted model, not a curated record
UAUAGCACGGACGUGCCAUUUUUUUAACCGCGUUUUUCGUUUCCCUUUCGUUCUUUCCGUUUAUGAUUUAAGCCGCCACCAUGUCCAAAGGCGACAGUGAAAACCAGAACGGCUCGGGCGAGGAGUCCAAGACGAACCUGAUCAUCAACUACCUGCCGCAGAGCAUGACGCAGGAGGAGAUCCGCAGCCUGUUCUCCAGCAUCGGCGAGGUGGAGUCGUGCAAGCUGAUCCGCAACAAGGGCGCGGCCUUCCCGGACGCGCUCAACCACGCGCUGCACGGCGGCGGCCAGAGCCUGGGCUACGCGUUCGUCAACUACCACCGCGCCGAGGACGCCGAGAAGGCCAUCACCACGCUCAACGGGCUGCGGCUGCAGAACAAGACCAUCAAGGUGUCGUACGCGCGGCCCAGCAGCGAGGCCAUCAAGGGCGCCAACCUCUACGUGUCCGGCCUGCCCAAGACCAUGACGCAGGCCGAGCUGGAGCGCCUCUUCAGCCCGUAUGGCCGCAUCAUCACGUCGCGCAUCCUGUGCGAGAACUCCGGCGGGCGGCCCUUCACCGGCGGCGAGCAGGGCCUGUCCAAGGGCGUCGGCUUCAUUCGCUUCGACCAGCGCGUGGAGGCGGAGCGCGCCAUACAGGAGCUGAACGGGACAGUGCCGAAGGGAGCGUCGGAGCCGAUCACGGUGAAGUUCGCGAACAACCCGAGCAACAACGGCAAGGCGCUGGCGCCGCUGGCCGCCUACCUGCCGGCCGCGCUGCGCUUCCCGGCGCCGCUGGGCCGCUUCAGUUCAGGCAAGUCGCUGCUAGCUAUUAACAAGGGCCUCCAGCGCUACAGCCCGCUGGCCGGCGAGCUGUUGGGCGGCGUGCUGCCCGGCGCCGUCGGCUCCGAGUGGUGCAUCUUCGUGUACAACCUCGCGCCGGAGACCGAGGAGAACGUGCUCUGGCAGCUCUUCGGGCCCUUCGGCGCCGUGCAGAGCGUCAAAGUGAUCCGCGACCUGCAGACCAACAAGUGCAAGGGCUACGGGUUCAUCACGAUGACCAACUACGACGAGGCGGUGGUCGCCAUCCAGUCGCUCAACGGGUACACGCUCGGGAACCGCGUGCUGCAGGUCAGCUUCAAGACCAACAAGAUCAAGACGAUCUAAGCGGCCCGCGCGCGCCCCGGCCUCGGCCGCUAGGACGGCACAAGGGGCCGCACCCAUACAUACCGCUCGCGGACGCUCCGCCAGGCGGCGCCACCUAAUACCUAAACUAAUUGUAAAAUAGCGAAUGUUUUGACUCGCUCUUUUGUGCGGCGGCUCUUUGUUCCCCAGCCGCCAUUUUCGACCCGGAAUUAGGUUAAGUGUUUCGGGAAAUCAAAAUGGAGGCGUGCACUGCGCAUGCCCGCGGAAAAUGGCGACCGCUGAAUGAAAAGCCCCCGCGAGCACGCAAUAAAUAUUAGAACGACUCGCGGCAUCAAAUGCCGAGUUCUCUGGCCAGACUUGAUACAUAUUGGUAAUAGUCAAUAACAAAAUAAUGAUAUUAAACUUCGCUUAUGAACGGUUGUGGUAUCGAGAAAUAGUUUUCAAAUAUAUAAUAAAUAAUGUUAGCAAUAAUAACCUUAUGCUAUGCUCCAAUUUUGUAAGCGACCAUAUCGUGUAGGUAACAUGUACGGCCGCCGCAUUGCCAAACGAACAGUUCACGUGUCGCCCAGGGCACCUAAUCGAAGUAAAAUAGUGUUAUAUUGUUAAAGAUUGGAAAAUAUAUAUUAUCUAUACGUAUAUUUUAAUCAUAUAUUAAACUAAUUAAGGAUGAAAACUAAUCAAAAACUGUGAUAGGUUUUGAUAAAAUUUUAGAAAAAAAUGAAAAACGGAGAAAGAUCUGUGGAAAAUUCGUAUAACAGCGGCGAUGGGGCUGAAGCGAUGUAGGUAGGUUAGAAAUUUUUUGAGAUAACUUUUGCGAAAACUGGCGCAUCUGGUGUUGAUCACGAAUCGGAUGGCGCGCUACGUCGACACGGACUGGACGGCGGACGCGCCCGGGCGGAUCGAUC